This is a messenger RNA of Pieris brassicae (large cabbage white), 1914 nucleotides long. RefSeq names its product monocarboxylate transporter 2-like. Lineage: Eukaryota; Metazoa; Arthropoda; Insecta; Lepidoptera; Pieridae. Gene Ontology annotation, molecular function: monocarboxylic acid transmembrane transporter activity. Bases 9 to 1457 code for a protein of 482 amino acids. The record is from RefSeq and is a predicted model, not a curated record. Gene Ontology annotation, biological process: monocarboxylic acid transport; transmembrane transport. The transcript is spliced from 7 exons.
AAGUGAAAAUGUCUAAAACGAAGACCAUAACAAAACUGGUACCACCCGAUGGAGGCUGGGGAUGGAUCGUACUAUUUGGCAGUGCUGUUACUAAUGUUUUCAACCAGGCAGUGUUCUCACAAUUUAGUUUAUUAUAUGGCGACAAACUAAAAGAAAUGGGUCAUCGAACAACAGGAGCAGCGAUGGUUAUGAGUGUAAUGCUUUGCGUAGUAAAUCUCGGUGGACCGUUUCUGGGGGUUUUGGUGAAACUGAAAUCACCAAGAUUCGUAUGUGUCACCGGAUCACUUAUAUGUGCAACGGGGAUAUUUUUGAGUUCAUUUUCGACAAACAUAGUCCACCUGAGUUUGAGUUAUGGAGUUGUUUUUGGCCUAGGAUUAGGAUUCAUAUAUAAUGCAUCGUUCGUAGCUAUUAACAGCUACUUCAAAUUGAAAAAGAGUAUUGCAGUGGGCAUUGCAAUGACAGGCACCGGGAUUGGACAAGCUUUAAUGCCACACGUAGUGGAAUAUUCUUUAGAUAUAUUCGGCUUCAGAGGUGCAUGUUGGUUUCUUUCAGCACUGUGUUUACAUGGAGUUUGUGGAGGAAUGUUAAUGCAACCAGUUAAAUGGCAUAUGAAAAAAAUUAAAGAAGAAGUUGUAAUUGAAGAAGAAAAAAUCGAAAUGAAUAAAUCUCAAACAGAUAUAAAGGAUGAUAGACCAGCAAUAAUGUUUACUAAAGAUAGAAAUAAUGAAUGUAAAUCGCAAUUACUUGAAAAAAUAUCUGUAAAUGGUUUUUCUGAUGAUUUCAAAGCAGGAUCCUUAAAUGAAACGACGAACCUAAAGAAAACUGCAUUGGAAAGAAUUUACGAAUUAUUUGACAUAUUGCUAUUAUCAAGUCCUCGUUUCAUUAUUGUUAUUAUAGGAAUCGGGUUAACGGCCAUUUCGAUUCAGAAUUUCGGCAUGUUGUUCCCAUUUUUCUUACUGAAUAUAGGUUUGAGCAGAAAUGAAACGGCUACGUGUAUGUCUGCUGUAGCAUUAGCUGACAUUUUUGGAAGGCUUAUUGUACCACAAGUUCAAGUUAGAUUAAAAUUGACAGCUCGAUUGACGCUGUUUUUAACGUCCAUUUGGAUAAUUAUAACCAGGCAGAUGUUAGCAUAUCAAACAGAUUUGACAUCCUUAUUAGUUUUGUCUGCACUAUACGGCAUCGGACGGAGCGUGGUCAUCGUAGCAAGGAAUUUGACUAUAACUGAGCAUUGCAGAGCCGACCAAGUACCCUCUGCCGUCGGACUUGGUAUGCUAUGCUUGGGCAUUACAUCUCCACCUAUAGGGUAUUUCCUAGGUUGGAUCAGAGAUUACACAGAAGACUAUAUAGCAUGUAUAUCUGCUCAAAAUGCCUUACUAAUUUUAUUUUUGAUUUUAUGGCUACCGGAUAUGUUACUGCUAUAUUAUAGAAAGAAAAAGGGGAACGCAGAAGAUGUGUAAAUAAUCAUGUCAAGAAAUCACAUUAGUUAUUAGUUACUUUUGUCGAACGUGGGAGAAAUAAGCUGUUAGUUAAUACCAGGUCAGUUAUAAUAUAGUUUAAAGCCAUGGACUUUUGCGACACCAGGGCCUUCGAGUGCAUGGGUGGGUUUCAAAAAUGAAGUACGUUUUGUUUUUGUAUAAAAGUUCCAAAGAUUUAUUAGUGAAAUACCCUAACAGCCGCGCCACUAAUUGUUUUUAAGCGGGUAAAAGUACUUAAAAACGCUUUGAAUCGAAGUCAAAUAUGAACCGAUGAUAAAAAUAUAAUCGAAUAUCGUUAUAUUUAUUCUAUGUUAUGAUAGUGAGAAUCUAUACGUAAUUGUUCUUUUUUGAGCUUUUUAUGUGACUGUAUAUAUUACGUACUUAUACGCACUACUAUAAGUAGCAAGAAGUUUGUAAAAUUUAAAAUAAAAAGAUUAAU